AAACAUCAAUCGUUGUCUACAAAAGUUUUUUUCCUAUACAAUAUCUUGGUAAUAUCUUUUCUCAACCAAAAGGGUGAAAGAAUCAUAUUGCUCACUUGGCAUGUCGACAAAACAAAAAGCUUAAACCACCGCGUCGUUCAUGUUAUUUUCGCUACCGAUAUUAACACACUUCCUCAUUCUUUCCCGAAUCCUUUGUUUAGAUCUAUCCAAUUCACUCUUCACGCUUAAUUCUUCUUCUUCCUCUGUCUGUGUUUUCUUCCAAUCAUGAUUUUUUCAAGGAUUGGGCGCUCACUCUCGCGCUCUUCACGGGCCAAAGAAUAUUUGCGCGGUGAUGCGAAAUUGGGAACCCUUCUCGGAGCUACGCGAACGAAUGUGCAUUCACAAGGAACAGAAUUGGGAUUAAGGUUUUUCAGGGGAUAUGUUGCUCAUGCUAGAGCUCGUGGAAACGGAAUCCUUUCCAGUUUGCCUGAUUUUAAGUGUGUUCCGGCGAACCCUAAGAUUCAUUACCGGUUGUUUUUCAGCGAAAGAUCUAAGAAGAAUAAAGAGUCAGAGACAAACAGAGAUGAUCAUGGAAAUGUUUACUUUAUUCCCUUUAAGCAACUUUUUAUCUCUUCUUUGGUAAUGGCGCUAAUCACGGUUGCAUGCUUUUAUCGUCCUGAAGGGCAACAGAUUAACUUUCAGGAGUUUAAAUAUGAGCUUUUGGAGCCACGUUUAGUAGACCAUAUUGUUGUGUCAAUAAAUAAGUCAAUUGCCAGAAUAUACGUGAGGAAUACUCCACGUAACCAAACAGACAGUGAAGUUGUCGAAGGAACCCUCCCCGCGAAGGGAACUGGUGGGCAGUAUAAAUUUUAUUUCAAUAUUGGAAGUGUGAAAUCUUUUGAGGAGAAUUUAAAAGCAGCACAAGAAGAACUAGGCCUUGAACCCCAUGAUUAUGUUCCUGUUACAUAUUCUUUUGAAGUGGAUUGGGAGCAGGAGUUGAUGAGUCGAACGGUAGCAGCAGUCUUUUUGGGUCUGCAAGUUCAUGGAUGAAGGGUGAGAGCAAAGUUGAUGGCAAAUGCAACUGUGGUAUGGACGUGAUUCUCCUUGAGUUUGGCACAGCUACUAAUUCUGGGAGAUGGGUUAUUAGUUGUCCUCAAUGGAAGACAAAGGAUUGCCAAUACUUUGUAUGAGAUUGAAGGAGAAUGAAUAGGGUUGGCCAAAGCACUAAUAGGAGCAAAGAAAGAUGACAUCCGUGGCACUGGAAAUGCGAAUGUGAUUCGAGUAGCACUGUAGCAGAGGAGAAGGAUAUGAAGAUUGUGAUGAAGCUAGGUGGCCUAAAUGCAGGUGAUGGCCAUCUAGCUGUAGAUGAGCUUGCUGCUUGCCCCUAUAGAUGAAGUUGACAUGAAUUGUAUAAACCUUGUGGUAGUUUCACGGCUAGCAUGCUACAUGGUUUGACAGCUCACUGUGGGCCUGAUAUGAUUUGUGGAUAGAGCAGCGUUCGGUGCGGCAGCCCUAGGAGCAGUGUUGGUAGGGCUAGGAGGUUGGAAUCUUGUUUCAAGUGAACCUGGAGGCCUCCUAUAGUUAAUCUCCUAUUGGGUAGCUUCUUAUUUCCUCCACCACUUGUAGUGACAUUUGUGGUGGGUGGCCUGGAUAGAGGCGGUCUAAUUGGUGAAGGCCGAACUACGGUCUGAUUAGACGGAGCAGGUGGUGGGUUGGUAACAAACACAUAACCAAAAACAGUAAUUAUCACUCCCUAAACUAAUUAUUCAACAAGAGACAAGUAAAUGAUAUAACAUGGACAGUUCAAACCUGUGAUGCAGUAUUUGAAGCAUUAUCAUUGUAGCCCUCUGCUUCCGCUGCUUCCAACGUCUCCUCCCAGUACAUCUCUUGUUGUAGUUCAUCAUCUUCAUCUAUAUCCACUGGUGCUCCUUGAGGACUAUGGGCUGGUCUUUUAUACACAGGUGAUAAAAUUGGAGCAAUAUUAACCUUUUCCCAAAACUCUAGGCUUAGAACAAGUUGGAUCAGAUACUCAUAUGUGGAGUUAUAUGCAGCAACAGUUAACCAAUUAUGUCCAUAAUCCUCUAGUCUACGAUUUUAGUAGGCUAGUGCAGCACAUGCAUACUUGCAUGGCAAUCCAAUCAAUUGUCAAAAGCGACAUGUACAAGUUCUUCUACCCAGGUGGACACUCACCUUUGAUGGCAAGCACUGCACUUCGAAGACAUCACCAUUGUCAUCUCCAGUAGGAAUCGGACGCCACUUGUUAGUCUCUCUUUUCUCUCUUUCCAGUCUACUCUGCUGCACUGGUGUUAGCCUUCCAAUAUAAGCAACUAACUCUUUUUUGUUCCCAGCCAAGAUUCUCAUCACAUAACAGCUUAUCUCCUCUAGCAUAGUUAUUAAAUAUUACAUAGGUAGUUAUUAUAAAAUUGAGAUUCACUUACAAGUUCAGAAACUAAAUUGAGUAUUAACUCUAAAUCAUUUAAUAAUACGAUGUUAUUAAAUAUUACAUAGGUAGUCAUUAUAAAAAUCAAACAAGUUUGUCUCAAAGAUAGUAAAAUUUUUUUGAUUAAUUAUCAAAAGAAUUUUAAAAUUAUAUUAUUAGUCUCUCAAAAAUAUUUUUUUUUUUGAACUAAUAUUGAUUUCAAUUAAUGUUAUGCACGCCAUAACACAAACUUAAUGAACAUAUGGGUUUAUUAUUAUUGUUAUUAUUAGAGGUUUAAUUAGCUUUAAUGUGUACAAGGCACCAUAUUCCCACAUCUUAUAUCACCCACAAAGUGGGCUGUGUGAAAGCUGAUCAAAACUACAACCAAAUUGAACUUGGUGAUUGUAAAAAAGCAAGUGGGUGGAAUCAAGAGGGAGAAGAUCAAAUUGAAUGGAGAUCAUUGUUUGAAAUCUCUUGGAACAGAAGGUGAUCCUGCUGUUGUCUCAUCUGAUUGCUCAUCAAGUGACUUAAGUAGUUCUUGGAAGUUCAUAUCUCAUUCUGGUUUGCAUUUACAAGACAACAAUACUGGAUUGUGCUUAGACAAAGAUAGAAACUCAUCAAUACUAGUCACAAAUAAAUGCAUUUGUGUUGGAGAUGAUACUGGGUGUUUGGAUAAUCCCCAGAGUCAAUGCUUUCAAUUGGUUACAACAAAUGUUGAAUAAUUAUGUUAUUUCUAUCAUAAUUAUAUAUAGAGGCCAUUAUGUGGAGAACAUCAUCAUCCUCCAUUGGACGUUAGUGUUUUAUUCAUAUUUAUAAAAAAUGAAUACAUUCAUUCUCUUAUUA
Arachis ipaensis is the source of this 3241-nucleotide messenger RNA. NCBI's taxonomy places the organism in Eukaryota, Viridiplantae, Streptophyta, Magnoliopsida, Fabales, Fabaceae. The record is from RefSeq and is a predicted model, not a curated record.